Sciurus carolinensis (gray squirrel) is the source of this 1426-nucleotide messenger RNA. RefSeq names its product transmembrane p24 trafficking protein 3 (gene Tmed3). The record is from RefSeq and is a predicted model, not a curated record. NCBI's taxonomy places the organism in Eukaryota, Metazoa, Chordata, Mammalia, Rodentia, Sciuridae. Bases 142 to 852 code for a protein of 236 amino acids. Gene Ontology annotation, biological process: intracellular protein transport; endoplasmic reticulum to Golgi vesicle-mediated transport; Golgi organization. The transcript is spliced from 4 exons. Gene Ontology annotation, cellular component: endoplasmic reticulum; COPII-coated ER to Golgi transport vesicle; Golgi apparatus.
UGGGUUUCCUCCUUCCCCCGGUCGUCCGCCCUCCCGGAAGCGCUGCGCGAAACUCGCGCCACGUCUAUCCUAGCACAUCCUCCCGGGUCCUCGCAGCUGCAGCGCGGGAGCAGCGGCCCUGCGGACAAGACCGAGGGCAUCAUGGACAGCGCGGCUCCGCGCUCCGUCUCCUUGCUGUUGCUGCUUCUCCUGCUCCUACUCCGGGCCGAGCGGCUGCGGGGCGCCGAACUCACCUUCGAGCUGCCGGACAACGCCAAGCAGUGCUUCCAUGAGGAGGUGGAGCAGGGCGUAAAGUUUUCCCUGGAUUACCAGGUCAUCACUGGAGGCCACUACGAUGUUGACUGCUAUGUGGAGGACCCCCUGGGGAACAUCAUCUACAGGGAAACCAAGAAGCAGUAUGACAGCUUCACAUACCAGGCCGAGGUCCAAGGCGUUUAUCAGUUUUGCUUCAGUAACGAGUUUUCUACCUUCUCUCACAAGAUCGUCUACUUUGACUUCCAAGUGGGUGAUGAGCCCCCCAUUCUCCCAGACAUGGGGAACAAGGUCACAGCUCUCACCCAGGUGAUCGCAUCCUUCUGCAACCAGCUGGAGAAAGCCUCCACUUUAAGGGCUUGUAUGGAAUCUGCCUGCGUGACUAUUCAUGAGGCUCUGAAGACAGUGAUUGACUCCCAGACGCAUUACCGACUCCGAGAGGCCCAGGACCGAGCCCGAGCCGAGGACCUGAAUAGCCGAGUUUCUUACUGGUCUGUUGGGGAGACGAUUGCCCUCUUUGUGGUCAGCUUCAGCCAGGUGCUACUUCUGAAAAGCUUCUUCACAGAAAAACGACCUCUCAACAGGGCAGUCCACUCCUAGCUGGGGCAUCCUGCUCCAGGGCCCCGCACCUCCCAGGGGAGAGCAGCUCUUCUAGGUCUUGGGCUCCUGCUGGGCGGGGUAGAGGCAGAGCUGUAAGGAGAGCACAGGUGGUGUGCUGGCAUGGCAGCACCUGGUUUCCACGUACUCUCCCUCCCCUUGCACCCAGGCAUCCAAAGCUCACAACCCAGGAAUCUGAAGACAUCCAGUUGCAUUAUGUAUGUGACAUUGACCAAAAAAAAGUGUUUACAAUCAGGCAAGGGAUUGGCCAGUGAGGGAGGGCCUUGCUGCCUGGCCAGGAGGAGGAACUCCAAGUGCCUGGGCCGCCAAGGCAUCUUAGGGCUCUGCCUCUUCUCCAUGAUGUGUAGACCAUUUGGCUUUUGUGUCUUCUCCUGUGUGAAGAAGAAAGGGGCUCUCAGUUCUGGCCUUUCCUCCCAUGAAUCUCUCUAUACUUGAAACCAGGUAAGCAACAGAGUCAGCCAUGCAAGAGGGCCCCAGAUGAUGACUAGGUGCCCUCUGUUAGCUGUGUAUCUCUUAGGAGGCAAAACCGUGGCUAAUAAAAACCAGUGUGAACCCA